Spirometra erinaceieuropaei is the source of this 630-nucleotide messenger RNA. The record is from the annotation of a GenBank genome assembly. NCBI's taxonomy places the organism in Eukaryota, Metazoa, Platyhelminthes, Cestoda, Diphyllobothriidea, Diphyllobothriidae.
AUGGUUUCCUUUGAUGUCACGUCCCUUUUUACUUCUAUCCCGCAGGACCUGGCAGUCGAGACCAUCGAACUACUCCUACGUGAGAAAUACGACGAAACGGAGAAUCGCCUCGGACACGCCCAAAUCAUCCAGCUCCUGAAGUUCUGUCUCAAGACGUACUUUACGUUCGACGGAACAAUCUACGAACAGGUGAAGGGACCGCCAAUGGGUUCGCCGAUUUCGAGACCCAUAGCCGAGGCGGUCCUACAACGGCUGGAGUCGCUGGUUUUCCGACACCACAGACCGAAAUUUUGGGCUCGGUAUGUGGAUGACACCUUCGUCGUCAUCGAACGGGAUCAGGUGCUGACGUUCAAAGAACAACUCAACGCCGUCUUCCCGGACAUUCAAUUUACGAUGGAGGAGGACGAGGAGGAGGAAAACAAUCAGCUGGCCUUCCUGGAUGUCCUCGUCUGCCGCAAAGAUUGUGGUGGCCUAAAAACCAAAGUGUUCAGAAAAGCGACAAAUAAGACGCAAAUACUGAACUUCAAUAGCAACCAUCCGCUCAGUCACAAACGCAGUUGCGUAAGGGCGCUAUACCGGCGCGUUGAGACGCAUUGCAGUGAAAUGGAAGACAAGGUUGCUGAAUUAUAA